AUGCAACAACCUGCUUGUGAUUCUCUGGGAAAGGACAAAGAAAUGCCAGAGGAAGCGCAGCGCUUGGAUGCGGAAACUGAGCAACCCCAGUGUGGUCCGGAGAAGAACAACUCAGACAGUGUCCCCUGGAAGCUUCCAGCAACAGGUCCUGUUAGCUUCAUGGGGAAGACGGGGUCAUCCUGCCCGGCGGUGCAACCCCCAGGCCACGGAGCCUCUCUUCAGCGCCCCCUGAGGAGCCUGCGUAAGAAGCACUGCGAGAACCAGGGUGGUUUUCUCCAGUUUGACCGGCAAGCCCCAGGCCGCAUUUCUGUCUCCCCGACUCUGAGGAGAUUAAGGGGCAGCGGCUGUGGAACUUGGCACUCGCCACCUCAGCAAGACGCCUUGCAGGUGCCCACCUGGGGAAGCUGGAGGGAGCCCGCAGGCUCCCUGCAUUACCUUUCCAAGAGUCUGCCUGGAAGCCCAGAGGACUCUCCGCACUCCCUACCACCCCGGAUACUUUGCUCAAGGUUGCCUUCCGACCCUGAAAGGACCCUCAAUGCAGCUGACUCGUUCGAGCCCCAGCCCAGCCCCUCUGACAAGCAAGCCCUUCCCAAGCUUCGGCCCAUCAACGAGGGCUGUCUUCACCAGGCCUGUCCGCUGGGGCGAGAAGGCCACUCCCUGCCCAGCCCCACGCCGCGGUGCCCUGGCCCUCAGGCAGAAGAAUCACAUCCAUCCAGGUAUGUAUGCAGUUAUUUUCUCCAGUGCUGUGACAUGUGUUGA
This is a messenger RNA of Propithecus coquereli (Coquerel's sifaka), 759 nucleotides long. RefSeq names its product chromosome unknown open reading frame, human C12orf74. Bases 1 to 759 code for a protein of 252 amino acids. The transcript has 2 exons. The record is from RefSeq and is a predicted model, not a curated record. NCBI's taxonomy places the organism in Eukaryota, Metazoa, Chordata, Mammalia, Primates, Indriidae.